Molecule: messenger RNA, 2681 nt
Organism: Saprolegnia diclina VS20
Lineage: Eukaryota; Oomycota; Saprolegniomycetes; Saprolegniales; Saprolegniaceae
Exons: 17
Coding region: 1-2592 (863 amino acids)
Biological process (GO): Golgi to plasma membrane transport
Source: RefSeq, a predicted model, not a curated record
AUGGCCUCGACGAUCGCGAUCAUCGUCAAGGCCACCGCAGACGCCCGGCAGCAGCUCGACUCGACGACGACCGCGACGUCCUGUGGAGAUGGCUGCACGGCCGUCGGUGAUGAGACCACGAGCGUUCCCUGCGCGCUGCGCAUUACAGCGAUAGGCUUUAGCGGUGCGACAACGGACGUUGUUGAACGCCUCGAUUGGUUCACCUUCUUGAGCGACCUGGACUUGGCGAUGAACACCUACACGCUCCAGCUCGUGAACUGCGCAUCGGGCUUCUACGUCCUGUACCCGUUCCAGCUCACGAUCCGGCGCGAUGUGCACCCGCCCGUCAUUGGUGAAUUUGUUCUGGGCUAUGCCAACACGAGCCACGGAAACGCCACACAGAGCGACGACACCCAUCUGCUCCCAUGGCUCGACUCUAUGGUGCUACCCCUGGAUUGGGUAUAUUUCGCUAUCGUACUGGCCGUGGUGGGCGCCGCGUCCAUGCUCUGGGUCGUAUUGCAGCGGCAACGCUAUGUGCCAGAGAGCAUCAAGGUGUCCUCCGCGUCGCACCGCAUUGCGCCCGUUGUCGACGCUAGCGGCGCGAGUCCUCUAUCACGACCGGAUACAUCUAGCGACAAGAUCAAGAUCAUUCCGCUCUCAGACACGACGUCGCUGAAGACACCUACGAGCGCGCGAAUCUGCGGCCCCGACGACGAGUCUCUUCUCGUUCCCGUCUUUUCCGACCAAGGGCCGAGCGCCGAGGACGCGGAGAAGGCCAAGCUCGCGCAGGAAUGCGUAGCCAUGCUGGUGGCGCAUGGGUACCCCCGCGCGUCCGUGGCCGAGAUCCCGAUCUUUGAGCGCGUCGUGGGCGGCCUCGUCUUCUGCCUCCAGUCGGAAGAACUGACGAGCGUCGACUGCGACAUCCUCUUCCGCCCCGUCGCGAGCGUCAAAGAGCGUGUUCGCGUUGCAGAGGCCAUCUGUGACAGCUUCAACACCGCGCUGCAGUCGUACACACAAGCCACCAACUCCAAGACGACGCUCAACUUGAGCGUCCACGAGCUGCAAGGGGCCAACUACGAAAAGCUACGCCAAGUCGUCGCGUGGCUCGUUCAGCACACACAGCUCAAGCUCAACACACGCGUUGCGAGCGCGAUUGAGGCUCAGUGGCGCACGGUCUCUGCACCAUCGCCCGUCGUUCGUCCUCGGGCCCCAACGUACGCGGUUUCCCGCCGGUCCAAGUUUCAUGCGCCGGGAAAGUCUCUUUCGGAGCAAGAGCGCAUCCAGCGUUGCCUUCUCGAGUACGGCGAGAAGACGACGGCGCGCGUCGUGCGCAUCGCGCAUCCCAGUCCGUCCACGGACGAGCCCAAGGGAUUUCUCCACGACAUUGCCAAGCAGGCAAUGGCAGCGCAGCUGCGUCGGUUGGCGUCCAGCUCCGUGGCGACACCUCUCACAGAGUUUGACCGACAGUACCAGACUGCUGCGUCCGAGGCGUUGGCCGCCGAAGAGCUAGCAUUGCAAGAAGACAUGGUGCGCGAGGAAGAGUUGCUUCGCGUUGCCACUGUAGCGCAGGAACGUUCAUGGCGUCACACUGGCGUCGCGGACCUCGAGGCGGUUGACGCGGCCGUCGCGCUAUACGAUACGACGUCCGAGGACAUUCGGAGCCGCAGCUGCCCCGAAGAAGCGGCAGCACUGAGUCUCGUCGCGGAGACGCAGCGACUCGAGCGCAAGGCGCAGCGCCUGACGACCAAGUUCGACGCACAAGCAACGCUCGUGGCGCAGCUGCAAGCGACCCAUGCGCGCCUCGUCGACGCCGCCCCUGUCGCGCAAAUGGCGUGUGCGACGCUGGACGAGACGCGCGCUGAGCUUAAAGCUCGCGAGGCAGCGAUCGCGGCAGCCGAAGACGCCAGCAAUGAAACAAGCUCCGACUUGGCAAAAUUGCGCGAGCUCAUUUCCUUGCACACGAGUUUAAAGCUCCAAGAGGCGACCUUCAAGGCGGCCUGCAAGCAAGAGCUCACGGACCUUCAGGCGCGAGUGGACGCGCUGCCAGGCUUUGAGACCGAUGUUCGCCGUGCGCGCCUCGAGGCCAAGCUAUCUGUUCUCGCUGCCAAGCGCACAGCGCUCAAACAAGAGGUUGGAAAGGAGGCGCGGGCCGUCGUUGCUGCGCUGCGGCUCCUUGACGACAUUCCCUGCAAGGCCGAGCUGCUGCAGUACGAGAAGCGGUUCAUGGAGCUCUACGAAGAGGUGGCGCUGACGCUGGAAGAGACCCGCAAGUACUACUCGGUGUACAACACCCUCGAGGCGACGCAUGAGUACCUCGAGAAGGAAGUCGCGCUGGUCGAGAGCAUCAACGCCAACUUUGAGAUUGCGCUCAAGUCCAAGGCGGCAACCGACAUCUUCUUCAGCCAGAUGACCGCCGUCAUUGGCAACGUGCGCGCCAACGUCGCCAAGCAGCAGGUGCAAUGUGACGCCAAGCAGCUCACGGUCGACACACUCGACAGCAAGUAUCAGCUGCUGCUGGGCAAGCAACAGGCGUACUUGGCUGCCAUUCGAGACUUUCAGCGCGAAUGCGAGAAGAACGAGAAGCUCCUCGCACACCUUCAUGCGCCGCAGUAACCGUAUGCGCAAGUUCGUUUGCGACUUCGUAAUCGGAACCGACGCUGUUUGCACUCAUAGCUCUGGGAGAACCACCAAGGACGUGGAGG